AUGGUAGUCCUAGCAGUUAAACUUUAUGGCCAGAGAAAAAUUCCUCUGGCUAUGUGUCCUAUUAAGACACUUCUUCCAGUUCCCCUUAAGUAUUACCAGCCUGGAGAUUUUAUCAUUGCUAGCAUUACCUCCCAAAUCUACAUUUUCUCAAGUCCAAUAUCAUUUCAGAAACCACCUUCUGAGGAAACUGUUGAUGAUCUUUUGAUGUUCACACAAAAUUACCAGCACAUCCUGGCCUUGGUAUUUGCUGUGAAGGAACUCAAUGAGAAUCCCCAACUCUUACCCAAUGUCAGUUUAGGCUUCCAUAUCUUAAAUAGCUAUUUUUCACCAAUAUGGACCUAUCAUGGUUCAAUGGAAUUUCUAUCAACUCAGGACAAAUUCAUCCCUAACUACAAAUGUGAUAUUCGGAAUACGAUUAUGGGAGUUAUUGGGGGAUCUACUUCUGAAGUCUCUCUCCACAUGACAAACAUCUUGAGCACCUACAAGAUUCCACAGAUCUUAUAUGGAUCUUCUCCAAUAAUAAAUGACAAAACCAAAGAAGAUUAUUUUCACCAGAUGUUUCCCAAUGUGAUCCACCACUAUUUGGGCAUUCUUGAGUUGCUACUACAUUUCAGAUGGACCUGGAUUGGUGUGAUUGUGUAUAAUGAUGACAAUGGAGAUGUCUUUAUACAGCAGGUCCUUCCCUUAUAUUCUCAGAAGGGUGUCUGUGUGGACUUCUUAGAAACAAUGCCCAGAAUAAGUUUUUCCAGCAACAUUGCUGAAAGUGGAAUGGAAUGGUUUGCAAGUUCACGGGUUGUCAAAGGAAGCACUGUCAAUACUGUUAUUAUACAAGGGGAAAUAGAAACUGUUAGUGUCUUAAGAAUAGCUUUCCAAUUCUUGCAAUUUUAUGAUGUAACAAUGGAAAGCCGAGUGUUGAUUAUGACUGCACAGAUGGAUUUUACGUCUGCUCGAUUUCAAAGAGAUUGGGACAUACAUUUUUUCCAUGGAGUGCUCUUGUUUGCUGUUCAUACAAAUUACCCUCGGGGAUUCCAGAAAUUUUUGACCAAAAGAACCCCUCUUUUAGAAAAUAAAGAUGGCUUUAUCAGAAUCUUCUGGAAAGAUGCUUUUAAUUGUGAUUUCCCAAAUUCCAUUCCAAAAAAGAGAGAAGUGCAGAUUUGCACUGGAGAAGAAAAACUGGAAAGUCUAUCUCUGACCCUCUUUGACACAAACAUGUCUGGCCACAGCUAUAGCAUCUACAAUGCAGUUUACAUUAUGGCACAUGCUUUGUGUGCAACAACUUCAUCCAUGUCAAAAGAAAGAGCAAAGAGAAAAAACACGAGGCAAGCAAAAGCCUGGCAGCUCCACAAAUUUAUCAGAAGUGCAUCCUUUAUAAACAGCGCUGGAGAAAAUAUUUCCUUUGAUGACGAAGGGCAUAUAAACGCUGGAUUUGAUAUUUUCAACUGGGUCACCUAUGCAAAUAACACAUUUCAAAAAGUCAAAGUUGGAUGGAUAGAGCCCAACUCUUUCUCUUCACUCAACGUUCAUGAAGACUCCAUUGUAUGGCCUAUAAGGUUUAACCAGAAAACACCACGUUCCCUGUGUAAUGACAAUUGUCAGCCUGGUUCUAGUAGGGCCAAAAUAGAAGGAAAGCCAUUUUGCUGCUAUAAGUGUCAUAAAUGUCCAGAAGGGAUGAUGACAAGUCAGAAAGAUAUGGAUGAUUGUUUGGCAUGCCCAGAAGGACAAUAUCCAAAUAACAACCAUGACUCGUGCCUUCCAAAACAUAUAACUUUCCUGUCUUAUGAAGACCCAUUAGGGAUCAGUUUGGCCACUACUGCAAUUGUUUUUGCUUGCAUUGCCACUGUGGUGCUUGGGAUUUUCAUCAAAUACCAGGACACUCCCAUUGUCAAGGCCAACAACCGGAACAUCACCUACCUUCUUCUCGUCUCCCUUGUGCUCUCAUUCCUUUGCAGCUUGUUAUUCAUUGGACAACCUGAAAAGGUGACCUGCCUUUUGCGACAAACUGCUUUUGGGAUUGUCUUCUCAGUAGCUAUUUCUUGUGUAUUGGCCAAAACCAUCAUUGUGAUUUUAGCUUUCAUGGCUUCAAUGCCAGGAUCCAAGAUGAGGCGAUGGCUCGGGAAACCAUUAGAUAAUUACAUUGUUCUUUCUUGUUCCCUCAUUCAAAUCAUUGUUUGCAAUGUAUGGCUUGUAACUUCACCCCCGUAUCCAGAUGCUGAUAUGAACUUAGUGGCAGAUGAAAUCAUCCUGGGAUGUAAUGAAGGCUCUACGCUCAUGUUUUACUGUGUCUUGUUGUACCUGCUUUUCCUUGCCAUUGUUGGUUUCAGUGUGGCUUUCCAAGCACGGCAUUUACCAGACAGUUUUAAUGAGACCAAGUUUAUCUUCUUCAGCCUGUUGUGUUUUUGCAGUGUCUGGUUAUCCUUUAUUCCAACGUAUCUGAGUACCAAGGGGAAAUAUAUGGUGGCAGUGGAGAUCUUUUCCAUUCUGUCUUCCAGUGCAGGGUUAUUGGGUUGCAUCUUUUCCCCCAAAUGCUUUGUUAUUCUACUAAGGCCUGAUCUGAAUACUAAAAAGCAGUUAAUGAGAGGCAAGAAAGAAGAAAUAUAG
Ahaetulla prasina is the source of this 2598-nucleotide messenger RNA. RefSeq names its product vomeronasal type-2 receptor 26-like. Gene Ontology annotation, molecular function: G protein-coupled receptor activity. The record is from RefSeq and is a predicted model, not a curated record. Gene Ontology annotation, biological process: G protein-coupled receptor signaling pathway. NCBI's taxonomy places the organism in Eukaryota, Metazoa, Chordata, Lepidosauria, Squamata, Colubridae. The transcript is spliced from 6 exons. Gene Ontology annotation, cellular component: membrane. Bases 1 to 2598 code for a protein of 865 amino acids.